AUGACGAAGCUCCUAUCGCGGUUGCGCGGGAGCAAAACACUUGAACACGAGCCGGAGGCUGGACCGAGAGACCGUGCCAUGAGUAAGGCCUCGAAUGGAGAUAUCCACACCGGGAUUUUCCCGUCUUUUGUGGAGCAAAUGCGCUCCAGUAAAGUCGAGAUCCAAUUUAGAGACAUUUCUAUGUGUGUUGGUCCCUCCAAAAGCAGAAUCCUGCACCAACAGAACGGGAAUAUACGAGCCGGAUCAUUCCUCGGAGUGAUGGGACCUUCGGGAUCUGGAAAGUCGACCUUGCUCAAUAUUCUCGCUGGAAGACUUAAACCAACAACAGGUUCCGUUUACAUCAAUGGAGAUCUAGCGAAACCAGCGGAUCUCAAGAGUCUUGUGGGGUUUGUGCCCCAGGACGACAUUGUACUCCCCGACCUGACCGUCCGAGAAAACAUUUUACAUUCAGCCCGCAUUCGCAUCGGGAAUACAUUGAACGACCAGGAGAUUCAGCAAUUUGUCGACUCUCUCAUUUCAAAUGUAGGACUUGCCAAAGUCCGGCAUUCUCUCGUUGGCGAUGUCUCAAAAAGAGGUAUAUCUGGAGGGGAGCGAAAGCGAGUGAAUGUUGCAUUGGAAUUGGCCGCAGCACCGGGUGUAUUGUUUCUAGAUGAGCCAACCUCCGGCCUUGACGCGACCACUGCUCUCUCCUUGAUUGAGCUUCUAAGGUCUUUGUCCCAACAAGGCGUUACUAUCAUCUGUGUUGUUCAUCAACCGAGAAAAGAAAUAUUCACUGCCCUGGAUGAUUUGCUUCUUCUUGAAGCUGGGAAACAGGUCUUUUUCGGUCGAGCGCAAGAUGCGUUUCACCAGUUGAAAGGAGCUGAGGAGAGUUGUGAGGAUUCCAACCCCGCCGACGUGAUUUUAGAUAUAAUAUCGGGAUCGAAAGGGUUCUCUUUGGUGCAGCCCAGGCUCGAAAAUGCAUCUGAUGAACAGAUCUGCAAAUCAAUUACCUUCGUCGAGGAGCAUGGAACUGGUGCUGAUCGAAAUUUGGACAUCCUGUUACUUGCCACUAAGAAACAGAAAGCGCUCUGGCAUCGCCAAGUAUACCUAACAUUCCUACGAGGCACACGACAGCAGAGCAGACGGUAUACCAGUUUUAUUCUGGAAAUCCUAUCAGGAACCACCAUCGGCCUCCUGAUCGGAUUGUCCAACUACGAAUUUAACGGUCAUAUAUUCCAAGGACUUUACCUGUCGCCAUUUGAAGCACUCUCCAGCGCUACCUCUUAUAGACUUGUCUCGGAACAGGGCAUGCUUUGUUCUCUCGCAAUGAGUUGUACAGCGGCACCAGUUGGCGUCCGAACAUUUGGAGAUGAGAAGCCGAUCUUCUAUAGAGAAUCAGACUCCGGACACUCCAAAAGCGCUUACUUACUGGGAAAAAUAUUGUGUACCAUUCCCCGAAUGCUGCUAUCAUCAAUGCAUUUUACGGCAUUUUACAUGGUCCUCACAGCCCCGAUAAUAUCGUUCAAGGUCCUUCUCGGUCUCAAUUUCCUAUACUUCUACUGCAUAUACGGACUCGGGUGUGUUGUGGCGGCUCUCACUUCGCCUCAAAACGGACCUCUCAUGGCAAUGUUAACCAGCCUCAUUAUAACCGCUCUCGUCGGUUGUGCACCUCGCCUCAAAACAGUGGUGGACUGGAAUCUUGAGUGGUUUUGGUACAUGUGGCCCGGAGUCUGGUAUUCCGAGGCCGUGUUCGCUGGAAAUAUUAGCCCACUCUCACAUAUCUACAAUACGCAGGGCGCGGCAGAUCUAGCGGGCUACACGGUGGGUAGAACAGGCUUUGAUGCAGGGUAUGUUUCAUGA
Molecule: messenger RNA, 1839 nt
Organism: Penicillium soppii
Lineage: Eukaryota; Fungi; Ascomycota; Eurotiomycetes; Eurotiales; Aspergillaceae
Product: ABC transporter
Exons: 7
Coding region: 1-1839 (612 amino acids)
Cellular component (GO): membrane
Molecular function (GO): ABC-type transporter activity; ATP binding; ATP hydrolysis activity
Source: RefSeq, a predicted model, not a curated record